This is a messenger RNA of Geodia barretti, 282 nucleotides long. The record is from the annotation of a GenBank genome assembly. NCBI's taxonomy places the organism in Eukaryota, Metazoa, Porifera, Demospongiae, Tetractinellida, Geodiidae.
AUGUCGCGAUCGAUCAAGAAAGGGCCGUUCGUCUCGCCGGGCCUGUUCAAGCGGGUGAUUGAGGCGUCCAAGUCGUCGGGCAAGGAGAUGGUGAAGACCUAUUCGCGGUGUUCGACCAUCAUUCCCCAAAUGGUCGGCAUGAACAUCUCGGUUUACAACGGAAAGAACUGGAUCCCGGUCUACAUCACGGAGAACUUGGUGGGCCACAAGCUCGGGGAGUUCGCUCCGACCCGGGUGUUCCGGGGGCACGCCGGAUCGGACCGCAAGGCGGUGCGUCGCUGA